Molecule: messenger RNA, 4447 nt
Organism: Neogale vison (American mink)
Lineage: Eukaryota; Metazoa; Chordata; Mammalia; Carnivora; Mustelidae
Product: phospholipid-transporting ATPase FetA-like
Exons: 27
Biological process (GO): phospholipid translocation; Golgi organization
Cellular component (GO): plasma membrane
Molecular function (GO): ATP binding; magnesium ion binding; ATPase-coupled intramembrane lipid carrier activity
Source: RefSeq, a predicted model, not a curated record
AGGGAAAGAGAGGAAAAAAGAAAAUAUCUACAAGCCAAUAGCAGAGAACUCAACUCUACCUUUGGAUAUCCCAACAAUACCAUCAAGACCUCAAGAUACAGUGUCUUUAACUUCUUGCCCCUGAACCUGUUUGAACAAUUCCAGAGACUUGCAAAUGCAUAUUUCCUCAUUUUGCUAUUCCUACAGUUGAUUCCCCAGAUCUCCCCCUUGGCGUGGUACACGACUGUGAUACCCCUGAUGGUGGUGCUAUCCAUAACAGCAGUGAAGGAUGCCAUCGAUGAUGUGAAAAGACACCAAAAUGACAAUCACGUCAACAACCGUUCUGUUCUGGUGGUGAUGAAUGGCAGGAUAAAGGAAGACAAAUGGAUGAAUAUUCAAGUGGGAGAUAUAAUAAAACUAAAAAAUAAUCAGCCUGUCACGGCUGAUGUGCUAUUACUCUCUAGCAGUGAGCCCUAUGGUCUGACAUAUAUAGAAACAGCAGAACUGGAUGGUGAAACCAACCUGAAAGUGAAGCAGUCCAUCUCAGUUACCAGUAACUUGGAAGAUAACCUGGGGCUGCUGUCUUCUUUUGAUGGAAAAGUAAGGUGUGAGUCUCCCAAUAACAAGUUGGACAAAUUCACAGGAAUACUGACUUUUAAGGGAAAAAACUACACCCUGGACCAUGACAAGCUGCUACUCCGAGGCUGCAUCAUCAGGAAUACAGACUGGUGCUAUGGCUUGGUGAUUUAUACUGGACCAGACACCAAAUUAAUGCAGAACUGUGGAAAGUCUACCUUUAAGCGGACACACAUGGACCAUCUCUUGAAUGUCCUUGUGCUCUGGAUUUUCCUGUUUUUAGGUGGCAUGUGUUUUAUCCUAGCAAUUGGGCAUGGCAUUUGGGAGAACAAGAAAGGCUACUACUUCCAGGAUUUUCUACCAUGGGAAGAAUUUGUGUCUUCAUCAGUUGUCUCUGCCAUCCUCACGUUCUGGUCCUAUUUCAUUAUUCUCAACACUAUGGUGCCCAUUUCCCUUUAUGUCAGUGUUGAGAUAAUAAGACUGGGCAACAGUUUCUAUAUCAACUGGGAUCGGAAGAUGUAUUAUGCACCAAAGAAUACACCAGCACAGGCUCGCACCACCACCCUUAAUGAGGAACUUGGCCAGGUCAAAUAUGUGUUCUCCGACAAAACUGGAACCCUGACUCAGAACAUCAUGAUUUUCAAUAAGUGUUCUAUUAAUGGGAUAAUCUAUGGUAUGCAUGCCUUCCUGCUUUCCCUGAGUCCUAGGGAAAUUCUAUGUUAUGGCUAUGACAAGAAUGGACAAAGGGUAGAAGUCUCUGAGGAAACAGAAAAGGUCGACUUCUCCUACAACAAACUGGCUGAUCCUAAGUUUUCAUUUUAUGACAAUACUUUGGUGGAAGCCAUGAAAAAGGGAGAUCACUGGGUGCACUUGUUUUUCCUCUCACUCUCAUUGUGUCACACUGUGAUGUCAGAAGAGAAAGUGGAAGGUAAGCUGGUGUACCAGGCUCAGUCCCCAGAUGAAGGUGCCCUCGUCACUGCUGCAAGGAACUUUGGCUUUGUAUUCCGUUCCCGUACAUCUGAGACGAUCAUGGUAGUUGAAAUGGGUGAGACCAAAGUCUACCAACUGCUGGCUAUUUUGGACUUCAGUGCUGUGCGCAAGAGGAUGUCUGUUAUUGUGAGGACACCUGAAGAUCGAGUAAUGUUAUUCUGCAAGGGUGCAGACACCAUUCUCUGUCAGCUGCUCCAUCCAUCCUGUAGAUCCCUCAGAGAUGUGACCAUGGAACAUUUAGAUGAUUUUGCCUUUGAAGGUCUCCGCACCCUCAUGGUGGCCUACCGAGAAGUGGAUAAUGCCUUCUACCAGGCCUGGAGCAAGAAGCACAGUGAAGCCUGCCUGUCUUUGGAAAAUCGGGAAGAUAAAAUAUCAGAUGUCUACAGAGAGAUGGAAAAAGACUUGAUGCUGUUAGGGGCCACAGCCAUAGAAGACAAGCUCCAGGAUGGUGUACCUGAGACAAUCACCACCCUGAACAAAGCCAAAAUUAAGAUAUGGGUCUUAACUGGAGAUAAGCAAGAGACUGCUGUGAACAUUGCCUAUGCCUGUAACAUAUUUGAGGAAGAAAUGGAUGGGAUAUUCAUCGUGGAAGGCAAGAAUGAUGAGACUGUUCGGCAAGAACUCAGGUUGGCAAGGAAAAAGAUGAAACCUGAGUCUCUACUGGAAUCAGACCCAGUAAACACCUACCUGAACACGAAGCCCCAAAUGCCCUUCAGAAUACCUGAGGAGGUGCCCAAUGGCAACUAUGGCUUGAUCAUCAAUGGCUACAGUCUGGCCUAUGCUCUAGAAGGGAACCUGGAGUUGGAACUGCUGCGAACAGUGUGCAUGUGCAAGGGAGUGAUCUGCUGCCGGAUGACACCCCUUCAGAAGGCCCAGGUGGUAGAGCUGAUGAAGAGGUACAAGGAGGUGGUGACACUGGCCAUCGGGGAUGGGGCCAAUGACGUCAGCAUGAUCAAAGCUGCCCACAUUGGGAUUGGCAUCACUGGCCAGGAGGGAAUGCAGGCCAUGCUCAACAGUGACUACGCCAUCUCCCAGUUCUGCUAUCUUCAGCGUCUACUCUUGGUCCAUGGCCGAUGGUCCUACAAUCGCAUGUGCAAGUUUCUCAGCUACUUCUUUUACAAAAACUUUGCCUUCACCCUGAUGCACUUCUGGUAUGCCUUCUUCAGCGGGUUCUCUGCACAGACAGUUUAUGAUACCUGGUUUAUCACUUUCUACAACCUGGUCUACACCUCCCUCCCUGUCCUGAGCUUGAGUCUGUUUGACCAGGACGUGAAUGAAACAUGGAGUCUACGCUUCCCAGAGCUGUAUGACCCAGGCCAGCACAACCUCUAUUUCAACAAGAAGGAAUUUGUGAAGUGUUUAGUGCGUGGGAUCUAUAGUUCCUUCGUGCUGUUCUUUAUCCCUAUGAGAACCAUUCACAACUCAGUGCACAGUGAUGGGAAAGAGAUCUCUGACUACCAGUCCUUCUCCCUGCUAGUACAGACUGCCUUGCUCUGCGUGGUCACAGUGCAGAUUGCUCUGGACACAACCUACUGGACGUUGAUAAGCCACAUCUUCACCUGGGGUAGCCUGGGUUUCUACUUUUGCAUCUUAUUCCUCCUGUACAGUGAUGGCUUGUGCCUAAUGUUCCCCAAUGUCUUCCAAUUCCUAGGUGUGGCCAGGAACACUCUGAACCUGCCACAAAUGUGGCUGAUUAUUAUCCUCAGCGUGGUCCUCUGUAUUUUGCCUGUGAUUGGGUACCGAUUUCUCAAACCAUUGUUCUGGCCUGCCGACGUGGACAAGAUCAUGAACAGAAUUCAUCUUUGGACAAGACAUCCACUGCUACCCCCUACCCAGACCAAACUGAGACACACAAGGCCUCGACGUUCUGCCUAUGCAUUCUCCCACAAACAGGGCUUUGGGGCCCUCAUCACUUCAGGCAAAACAAUGAAGGACAAGGUAUUCAAGAAAAACAGCUUUUCUUUUAAAAAGUAAAGGCCCAUGGGGAAAUCCCAAAGGAAUCAGUCAUUGAUCUUCCUCCCUUGUAUCCACACAAAUUAAUAAGGAUGGAUUAGAGCCCCAGGGAAACUAGCAUAAACCUGCCAUUCUGCUCUCACUCUAGGGGCUCAGCCUCUUCAUUCCCUAGAAGGUUGUGGCCAGGUAAGGCAAGGAAAGGUAAAGAAAGGACCUCCAGAUAUCUGUCAGAGUUGCAGCGGUUCAAGAAAAAGUGACGUCAGGCUUCCCUUCCACCACCCCUUCCAAGUUUUAAUCCAGACAAGCAACUAUGGAAGUGGUGAGUGAAGAGGGGCAAUGUAAGAAAGGGGAAAAAAAUAUAUAGAUAUAUAUAUAGAUACAUACAUAUAUCUCCUAAGAAUCUUACUUUGGGUCCUGUUUCCCAUACCCAGAGCAACUGUAAACAUUUCCAGGGCUCCACACAAGUAUAUCUCACCAGAUACCUUUCUCAGGUUCAUCUGGGGAAUUCAGGGUAAGUCUUUUGCUGGCCCUGGGUCUCAAAAGGAGGAGGCAGCUAUGAGAAGUUGGUCAUAAAAAGCUGAAGGAGAGUUUCCGGACCAAAAAGAAAAAAAAAGCUGGGGGGGCGAGGAGCUGGUUCCUGCCUUGAUAAGACAGCUCAAGAUUUCGCCUUCUUCCCCUCUCUUUGACCCCUUUUAUCCAAGAACUGACACCUUUUCAGGCUUUAGAACUGGGAGAAGGAGACUGCUGGGGAUGUUUAAAAAUCCUUUCUUGAGGGGGCAUAAGCCACAAUUGGUGAACAUUUGUCUUCAUUCCAUAAAAUUACUUUGAGAAGAAAUUGUAUGUACUCGGGAAAUUGUUUCUGAGAAGUUUAUGGAGUAAUAAAUUGCUUAUUUUGGAGUGGAGAGAUGUGUAUGAUCUGUUGGAUCCCAGUGACAAUAACAUCCAAGCA